UGGGUUGGUGAGGUUGAACUGUCGCCAUCGCAACCCCUCUUCCUUUGGGCUGCGAUAUGAUGAUUGCGCGAAUGGAGCCGAUUAAUACUGAGCGCUUGACGCUGUAAUAACACAACAAUAAUAAAACGGGCUGAUCUGAAUAUCUAGAAGAAUAAAAGAGACUGGGAGAAGAAUGGCACAAGACAGUAUUUAUUAUUAUAGGUUGCCAGCAGUUAGAUUCAUCCCUCUUGUUAAUGUUAUUCUGUUUGUGGAUGGAAUAUCUACAGUCAUACUCUGGAUUUUAGGUGGUCGAUCUCACUACUUGGAAAAUGACGUACUUAAAUGGUGUUUCUGGAGGUCAACCUUUGACCUUGCAGCCUUUUGCACAAUGAAAACCUGCAUUCUUGUGGUUAUUUACCUGACGAUGGAGUCAAUUGCCCUUAAACAGAUUGAUGACCUUAACAAUUCUAACCUUAAAAGGAAAAGAGAGCUGCUACAUCUGAUUAGCUUUAUAAUCUCCGGUCUUUGGGUUGCAUAUACCAUGGCCAAAGGAAUUACAAUUCUGGUAACGCAGAGUUAUAAAGAGAUGCACCUAACUUUCAAGAUUGUUUGUAUUUCUACCCUGGUCUUCAGCCUGAUUGAAUUCCCCUUUUGUGUUUUUUGCAACAGAUUCCUGAGAAGACUUCAGAUCUUUCGCAUUGUGCACAGCAUUGAAGAAGAAAGGGACAAAAAAAGUAAAGCUGAUCUUAAACGCCUCUUCUCAUUGGCUAAAGAUGAAAUGCUGAUUUGCGUUGUUGGGAUGUUGGCGCUAGUUGUCUCCUGUCUUUCGCAGAUAGUGGCUCCAUUUUUCUUUGGCAAGGUCAUUGAUAUGGCUACGGAAUCAAUGGAGGAUCUUGACAAAAUGAUUCUUAUCCUCUUUGGCAUUUAUGUCGGUGGUGCUGCUUGUUCGUUUAUCCGCGCCUACUUUUUUGUUCUUGCGGGACAUAGGCUGGUGGCCAGACUGCGCAAAAGGCUUUUUGGCAGCAUUAUAAUGCAAGAAAUCGCAUUCUUCGAUGAGAACAGAACUGGCGAAUUAACAAGUCGCUUGUCAUCUGAUACUCAGAUUAUUCAGAAUACUUUAACGGUAAACCUGUCCAUGUUGCUGCGAAACACAUUGCAGAUCAUUGGCUCUUUAGUUCUUAUGUUUGUUGUAAGCCCAGCAUUGACUGGAGUGCUACUCGCCUCAGUCCCAGUUGUAGCAAUAGGAGGGGUCCUAUAUGGGGAGUUUGUGAAGAGAUUACAAAAAAUGUUCCAGGAUGAACUGGCAACUGUUGGUGCAACGGCAGAAGAGAUCAUCUCUAACAUUCGUACUGUGAGGACUUUCUGUAGUGAAAAGAAAUCUGAAGAACUGUAUGACAAAGGAAUAGAUAAAAGCUAUCUGAUUGGAAAGAAAUUGGCCCUGGCAGAAGGAUCAUUCAGUGGGCUGGUGCUGACUGUCUUACAGGGCGCAAUUGUGCUCGUACUGUGGUAUGGUGCAAAGCUAGUCUAUGAUGGAAGACAUGGAAAAUCUGGAAUCUCUUUUGGGACUCUGGCAUCCUUUAUGGUAUAUUCGAUUAAUGUUGCAAUGGCAUUUGGAAUGUUAGCCUCUCUCUAUGGUGACUUCAUGCAAGCUGUUGGAGCCUCUAUUCGUAUCUUUGAGCUGCUGGACCGUAAGCCAAACAUUCCCUGUGUGGGUGGAAAUCACGUUGCUUCUCUUGAAGGCAGACUUGAGUUCCAGAAAGUCAGUUUUACGUACCCUACUAGGCAAGCAUCUCAGGUUUUGAAGGAAAUGACGUUUACAGUUGAACCAAGUAACAUGGUAGCACUGGUUGGUCCAUCAGGUGGAGGCAAAUCAACUAUAGUCAACCUAAUAGAGAGAUUCUAUGAUCCAGAUUCUGGAAGAAUAUUACUUGGAGGAUGUGAUCUACAAAGCUUGGAUCCACAGUGGUUCCGGCAGAAGAUUUCAAUCGUCAGUCAGGAACCUAUGUUGUUUGCAAUGUCAAUUAAAAAUAAUAUCACAUAUGGAAGAGAGGCUAACAUGGAGGAGGUGGUUGAUGCUGCCAAAAAGGCAAAUGCUCAUGAUUUCAUUGUAUCGUUUGAGAAUGGAUAUGAUACAAUUGUAGGAGAGCGUGGAAUCAGACUUUCGGGAGGCCAAAAGCAGAGGAUAGCUAUCGCCCGGGCUCUUGUUAUGGAUCCUGUGCUGUUGCUACUUGAUGAGGCUACAAGUGCUUUGGAUGCAGAAAGUGAGCACCUAGUACAAGAGGCCAUUGAUCGAGUUAUGCAAGAGAGAACGGUUUUGGUAAUUGCGCACAGGCUUUCAACUGUAAGAAAUGCCUCCAAGGUGAUUGUUGUUGACAAAGGAAGGAUAGUCGAAUGUGGUACCCAUAAGAACCUUUUGGAGAAGGGAGGAAUCUACAAGAAAUUAGUUCUUCACCAACUGACUGCAGGCUCAGUAGAGUUUGAAGGUGAUGAUUUCCAGGGAGAUGUACCUUUGAAUGGUACACAGACGGAAGAUGCCAUAAACUCCGAGAAAGAAUAUUGGAGCAACACGGGUAUUGAUAUGGGGGAGCAAUGAAAUGGGUGAACUAUAAUGGGUAUGCUGGGAAGCUUUAAAAUAUGUUGUGUUGGGGAAUAAAUAGAAAAUGAAAACAAGCACUGUUUGUAAUUGUAUACUUGCCUUUGAACAUGUGUAGUUCAUUUGAAUGUAAAAUUACAUGCAUUAAGUUAUUUAUUUCCAUCUUGAAACUAAAAUAUGGGAACUUGUUGCAAAAUCUCAUAACUGCUAGAUAUUUGAGCUAAUUCUAUUUUAAACAACAUUCACAUUAAUGUCAUGCUCCAGUGAAAAAUAUUUCUGUCUCAUAUUUAAGGCUGUUGUGUCAGCCACCUCAUGCAAUGUGUACCAGAAUAGAAUAAGAAACCUUGAUUAUUCCUAUGUGGAAUUCUAAUUCACAUCGAAUGGCUGAAUGUAAAUUGCUUCCUUUUUUGUUUUCUAUUAAUAUGCUUGUAGUGAUAAUUUAGGGCUGUUAUGCAUGAGAAUUGACUUAAGCCAUAAUUGCUACAUUUGUUAUCAUUAUCUUGAUGUAAUUUUGAUAGAAACAGAGUAAAAGAAAAGUGCUGUAA
This is a messenger RNA of Carcharodon carcharias (great white shark), 3117 nucleotides long. Its product is annotated as ABC transporter B family member 1-like. The transcript is spliced from 20 exons. Gene Ontology annotation, cellular component: membrane. The record is from RefSeq and is a predicted model, not a curated record. Gene Ontology annotation, biological process: transmembrane transport. Gene Ontology annotation, molecular function: ABC-type oligopeptide transporter activity; ATP hydrolysis activity; ATP binding. NCBI's taxonomy places the organism in Eukaryota, Metazoa, Chordata, Chondrichthyes, Lamniformes, Lamnidae. The coding region runs from base 173 to 2572 and encodes 799 amino acids.